CCGAGUUGUCUGGUACACAUAUUUUAUUUCUCUAGAACGAUUUGUUUUUCUUCUGAACGUAUCGUUUCUUAAGCAAAAGCCAACAUGCGAUCUGUACUGCUUGUGCUUCUCGGAGUUCAUCUUGUCUAUGGUGGUACACACUCUAUGAAAUAUUUUUACACUGAAGUGUCUGGAGACAUUAACUUCCCAGAGUUCACUGUGGUUGGUCUGGUUGAUGAAGGGCAGUUUGUGUACUUUGACAGCAACACAAUGAAAGCUGUGCCAAAGACAGAGUGGAUCAGACAGAAUGUGGGAGCAGAUUACUGGAAUACAGAGGCUCAGAAAUUCAUUGGGUCACAUCAGACAUUCAAAAACAACAUCCAAGUGGCAAAGGAUCGGUUUAACCAGUCAAAGUCAACAGGUAUGUCCAUCAAUCUCAUGAAUAAAGCUUAA
Molecule: messenger RNA, 432 nt
Organism: Sinocyclocheilus anshuiensis
Lineage: Eukaryota; Metazoa; Chordata; Actinopteri; Cypriniformes; Cyprinidae
Product: HLA class I histocompatibility antigen, B-57 alpha chain-like
Exons: 2
Coding region: 85-432 (115 amino acids)
Biological process (GO): immune response
Cellular component (GO): external side of plasma membrane
Source: RefSeq, a predicted model, not a curated record